Molecule: messenger RNA, 1774 nt
Organism: Scaptodrosophila lebanonensis
Lineage: Eukaryota; Metazoa; Arthropoda; Insecta; Diptera; Drosophilidae
Gene: Maf1
Product: repressor of RNA polymerase III transcription MAF1 homolog
Exons: 3
Coding region: 784-1482 (232 amino acids)
Biological process (GO): negative regulation of transcription by RNA polymerase III
Cellular component (GO): nucleus
Molecular function (GO): RNA polymerase III core binding
Source: RefSeq, a predicted model, not a curated record
CGGAAAAAGCAUAAGUACAACUGGGCUUAAAUGCAUGUCGUAUAAUUCCUUGCAAGUUUAUUAUUUAGUUUCCUAUGUCGGUAAACGUACACACAUGAACUUAAAUGUAUCUUGUUCAAUGGAAUUGGAACAUUUUUAGUAUGUGCAUAUAUUUAUACAAAGUGAUUACAUAAAAAUACUUUUUGUUCUUUACGAAUAUUUGGUCUACAUAUUCCCUUCAUUAUAUUUAUUAAUGAAUGUAUAUUACUACAAUCGCGUACAUAGAGAGAAAGAUUAUACGAUUGUAUAAAUGCGUGUGUGUAUGGAUGUAUAACAAGAUUAAUUAAAUCAAAACGAGAUUAAAGAAAUAAUUUAUUUACGAAACUAAAAAAGCCGAAAAAGAAAAAACCUCUAAAAAAAUAUUAAUCCACGAGGAAAAACUACGAUAUAUAAUAUUUGGUGAAGUGUAAUGUUAACAAAACACAAAAACCUCGAAAAUAAAUUUGCCUAUAAAAAAGUUGCAGUUAAAAAGAGAAUUAUCGUCCAUCCGAAUACCAUGUUUAGAAAUUUUAUACUUUCCACCAUAGCCUGGGCAAUGAACAUAAGAGCAAAUCAAAUAACGUUCGUCAGUGUACCACAGAAAUUUGUAAGAAUACAUAUGCUUCAAAGAGCCAUCUAAAUAGAUACAUGCAACAUUUAACAAAGGACUUGAUAAUAUUAACUUCGCUGUCCGGAAUUAAAAAAUUCGACCUUAUAUCAGGCAUUUUUAAGCAUAUUUAAGGCGGGUGGAAAAUUAGAAAAGCCAUGAAGCUUUUGGAAAGCUCCCGAUUUGAGGCCAUAAAUAAUGCCCUUUCAAUUCAAACUGGAGGAGGAAUUACGAUUUUUGGGCGUAUUGAAAGUUAUUCAUGCAAAAUGGUUGCAGCAGAUAAAGCCCUUUAUAAACGAUUUACAUCGGAGACACGCGGAAUCGGUCCUCACGACUUACAAGCCUUAUCUCCUCCUCAAACACUGGCAGAUUUUUCGCCGAAUUUCCAUCGAAAUCAGAGCAACAGCCAGUCUGGUGAUGAAGGAGUAAUUCUUUGCGACACGAUAUCUCGCAAAACGCUGUUUUAUUUAAUUGCGACCUUGAAUGCAUCAUUUGAACCGGAUUAUGAUUUUUCCGAUGCAAAGUCGCAUGAGUUUAGCAAGGAACCAUCUUUACCCUGGGUAAUGAACUCUGUACAUUCAAAUUUAUCGGCUUUGGCUGGGGAUCAAUAUCAAGUUCUGCGGCAACCUUUGUGGACCGCUGUGGACGACGAAAUAAUUUUAUCGGAAUGCGACAUUUAUAGCUAUAAUCCAGAUUUAAGCUCGGAUCCAUUUGGAGAACCCGGUUGCUUGUGGUCCUUUAAUUACUUUUUUUACAACAAAAAGCUUAAGAGAAUUGUAUUUUUCACAAGUCGAGCGGUGAAUUCUCUUUAUGCUGGAGACACUUCUGACUUUACGAUGGAAGAUGAUGUUUACUAGAUGAUGGCCUUCACUUUAGAACACUUUCAAGCCUCGAACAUUAAAUUCGUGCCCCUAAUUGCACAAAAGCAGAUGCAUGUUGCGGAAUUGUUUGUGCUGAAAUGAGAAUAACGUUUAUUUUAUAUACUUUUAAAUAGGCAUCAGCCUUGAUUCAUUCAUUAAAAUAAUUUUGCAUUAUAUCACUUGUCCAUUAUUUAUAUUAAUAAUGUUCCAAUAUAAAUGUAUUUCAUAUAUCGAUUAAGCGUAAUUACAUAUUUAUUCAUAUCUUAUAAAGUUUCAAUUUAACAUAUUA